CUUCAGAGGACAGCUCCGUGGUGCUGAAGGAGCGCGCUCUCACACACACUCAGCUGCGACUCGUAAUCAGGACCAUGGACAGCUCCUCGCGGAAACUUUUCCUCCUCUCCUGCCUGCUGGCCGCCGCGCGCAGCUCGGCGCACGACUUCGGACAGACGCAGUUUAUCUGCACGUCGGUCCCCAAAGACGUGGACCUGUGCACUGCUUCGAUGCAGAACAGCGGGCCGGCGGAGGACCUGAAGACCACCAUCAUGCAGCUGCGGGAAACCGUGUUGCAACAGAAGGAGACCAUCGUGAACCAGAAGGAGACCAUCAAGGAGCUGUCGUCCAAGCUGAGCCGCUGCGAGAGCCAGAGUCUCCCGGUGGGGGUGGGGGGUCCCGGCGGGAGGCGGCCGGGGGCUAAGAACACCAUGGGGGAUGUUUCCCGGGGCACCGCGGACACGCUGGCCCAGCUGGGGCAGACUUUACAGACCCUCAAACAGAGACUGGAGAACCUGGAGGCAAAGACAGCAGGCCCACAGAUGAGUUCCAGCUGACCUUCCCUCUCAGAACCAACUACAUGUACGCCAAAGCCAAGAGGAGCUUUCCUGAAAUGUACUCCUUCAGCGUGUGUCUGUGGAUCAAGUCCAACGCCUCACCUGGGGUGGGGACGCCAUUCUCCUACGCUGUCCCGGGUCAAUCCAACGAGCUGGUACUGAUCGAGUGGGGUAACAACCCCAUGGAGUUCCUCAUCAACGAUAAGGUUGCAAAGCUGCCGUUUCUCAUCAAUGACGGGAAGUGGCACCACCUCUGCAUCACCUGGACCACCCGGGACGGGAUGUGGGAGGCCUUCCAGGACGGRGUGAUGAGGGGCAGCGGGGAGAACCUGGCACCGUACCACCCCAUCAAACCGGACGGGGUUCUGGUCCUGGGACAGGAGCAGGACACGUUAGGCGGCGGUUUCGACGCCACGCAGGCCUACGUYGGCGAGCUCGCCAACCUAAACAUCUGGAACAGGAAACUUUCGGUCAGCGAGAUCUACAACCUGGCAACCUGCAACAGCAAAGCACUAGUCGGGAACGUUUUCUCCUGGACAGAGAGCAACAUUGAAAUAUUUGGCGGAGCCACCAAAUGGACCUUCGAGCCGUGCCGCUCACUCAACUGAGCUGCAGCUCAGCUUUCAGGGGGAAAGAAAGAAAAAAAAGAAGAGGCCUCUCUGUAUUUCUGAGCUUUUAUUGUUCCUGUCUUCAUUCGUUUGAGACUUUCUGAGUUCUCAUAAGCUUAAGUCUGCAGUUUAUGUCCUUCUUAGGUCUUCUUUGAGGGGAAAUGAUUUUAUUUCUGUUUGGAGAAAAUCUUGGUAUCUGCGGUCCUUCCCUCCCACUCUUGGAUGUUCAGUUGAAAGCACACCUGAGCUUUUUGUUUGGCUUUUGUCCCCGUCUUGGACUGGCAGCUGGCGAGCUGCGCCUUACGUUUCACCGACUCACAAUCCAAGAGAGGAAUUACACAACCCUCCCCUCCCCCUCUGGGGGGGUGGGGGAUUACCGUCCAGUUCUUGUCAGUGUUUGGCGCUGUGAAGUGAUGUCUGAUGCAGUACAGCUCCUGACCACCCUCCUGCCUCUCCCCCUCCACCCUCCGGAUCUUGCACUGUGACUGAGAGAGAGAACACUGCAAAGGACAGAGGACGCUGCAGAGUCAGCCUGUGCUACAAGUCAGUCUCUAAUCAUCGUUUGCUUCAGUGUUUUCGUGAGAACCGUGAACUUGCUAACAUUGCUACGAAGCCUGGGUGCCUUGGGCUGGUGCAAAACUUCAGCACAUCUGGUCUGUUUUCAGUUGCAAACUUAAUGUUUACUGGUUUGUGUUUCUUUCUUCUCCUGAGCUGGGUUUCUCCUUCUUAUCAUUGGUAAAUGUGAUUUAAUUGGGGUUUGUUAAGCUGACACGACGAUGUGUUUGUACUCCUCUGUAUUAGGAAUGUUCCAGUAUCUGUAACAGUAACAGCAUGACUGACGGAGUGCUGUGAAAAGCUUUGUCCAAAUCCGCUUUACUAUCUUCUCUGGGUCCGGGUUUUUUACCGUAUUGUUAUAAAGCUCCGAGCAUGGCAGAACUGACAGAUGAAGAAUUUAAUUUUUGUAAUAAAAGAUUGUGAUACUAAAUGUCA
Austrofundulus limnaeus is the source of this 2134-nucleotide messenger RNA. Its product is annotated as neuronal pentraxin-1. Lineage: Eukaryota; Metazoa; Chordata; Actinopteri; Cyprinodontiformes; Rivulidae. The record is from RefSeq and is a predicted model, not a curated record.